AUGAAUGAAAGUACUAGAUUAAAUUAAAGUAAACCUAAGAAAAAAAACAAAUUAAUUGAAGAAGAAGAUUAUGAUGAUGAUGAAGAAGAAGAGGAUGAUUUUGAUCACACAGAAUAUGGAAUCAAAUAUAAUUAAUCAGAAGAUAUUGAGAAUUCUAACUUGCUAUACAAUAAUUCUGAUAAUAAUAUAGAAGAGCCUCAAGAGGAGCAAAAAGAAGCAGAUAAAUCAGAAUAGCAGGAAUCUGAAAGCAAUAAAGAUGAUCAAGAAAGUUAAAAUAUGAGCUAUCACAGCUUAAAUAAUGAAAAUAAUAAGCCGGAUUAGCAAGAACAAUUUAUAUUUACUCAGAAAAGGAAUAAAAAUAGAAACUAAAGAGUAUUUUCUACUAUUAGGCCAUAGCUUGUCUAUGAAGAUUUCAGUAAAAGGGGUGAAUUAUCUAAGCAAAGCUCUUCUAGUUCUUUCUCUUCAAUUUCAAGCGAAAAGGUCAUUUAAAAGCUACUUAAGCUCAGUCAUUAGGUUAAGCAUGAAAGUGGUAGUGAAUCUAAUCCUUAAAAUUCAUAGCAACCACCUCAACCUAGCACUUAUUUUGACAUAGAAAAAGGAAUUAUAAAUUAACUAACUCAAAUCAAAGAAGAAUUAAAAGAAUAAGAAAAAAAUUAGCUUUCUAAUAGCUUAGGUUUAUUGAAUACUGAAAUAAAGCAAUAUGAGCAAUUGAUUGAAUUAAUGUUAGAAGAAGAACUUCCUUCAAAUUAUGUAAAGGAAAUAGAUCCAGAUUAAUAAAUAGUUUACUUUAACAUAGUGACGAAGACUUCAAGUUAUGAACAUCCUUUAAUAAAUAAAUUCAGAAGAGUUUUAUUUGAAAAGAAAUUUAAAGAAGACGAGGUUGAUUUCUUUAAAUUAGAAAACAGGAAGGGUAUACCUACUAAAUUUUCUCAUAAUCCGAUCAUUUAAUAUGCAAAAAAAGAGGAAAAAAAAAUAGAAAAAAAGAAAUCUCUCUUAGAUAAUUAGCAGAAGGUUGCUGCGGCAGUAAAUGUAAAAGAAACGCUUUCACCUGAUAAAAAUUAGAAAGAAUCAGCUUUAGCAGCUGCUAAGCGUUAAGUUAGUAAAAGCGUGUAUAAAAAAUAAUCAAUAAGUACCAAAAUAUAAAAAAGUAUUGGAGGAAUGGGAGAUAUUCCAGCCAAGAAGCAGCCAGAGCCAGUCUCAUUAUUUUUGCAGCACCAAAACAUACCGAUAAUAAAUCCUGCUCUGAUGUUUACAGAUAUUAAAAUAGGUACACUUAACCCGAAAUAAGAGUUUGUGGAAUUCCGAUUUAAAGAGAUGAUGAAUGAGUUAUCUUAAAUGAAAGAUACUAAUACCUAUAGAUUCAUCAAAGAUAGAAUUUAUCCAGCUAUAGAAGAAGAUGAAAACGAUAAUGAAAAUAAGAAAGAUUAAAACAAAGAAGGACUUACUACUUCAUAACCAUAAGAAAAUACUUAAAAAAUUAAGUAGGACUAAGCAGUUCCAAAUCUUAAUUUAUAUCACAAAGCUCUCUUAACAACUUAAUCAAAAUUUAACAAAAACUCAGAUAAAAAGUUAUUCAAUGGACAAUUAAUUAGAAAUGGCUUAAGCUAUAUUGUUCAGACUGCAAACAGCACAGCAAGAGGCACAAGCAACAAACAGUUAGGUCACUCUAACAACGUUUCAGGAGUUGAAUUUUCUGAAACUACAAUUGGAGCAUAGUAAUCACUGUAGAAUGUACAAGAAAAUAUCUAAGAUAGUACAACACAGUAAUAGCCUGAUAAUUAAAAUUAGAUGACAUAAAGCUCAAGAAGUUAAUAAAAAAUUGGUAAAAAAGAGAGUCAAGAAAGUUCAAGAAAAUUGGAUAUUGCAAAUCAAAAAAUUAAGUCAGGUCUUUCUACAUCUUCUGUAAAUUAAACUGAAAUUACUACUCCAAAACACACUCAACUAGAUGGUGAAAACCCAGAUUUUUCUGUUCAAACUAAUGAAUUCAAACCAGAAAAACAGAAAUAGUAAGUUCAAUAUUUAGACAUAUAUCCUAUAAGAUAAGAAAGAGAGAAUUUGAUUGAAACAAUAGAAAGAGAAUUGAUAAUUGCUACUGAAUACUAUGAGUAUAAAUAUGGGAAGGAUUUAUUUAUUUAAUAGCAAAUUAUAGAGUCCUAAAAGUCAUUUAAAAGGGCAAAUCCAGAAGAUGUCAUUUUUGCUAUGAAUUUUUUAAAUAUUUAGAUAAACUAAUCUUAGCUAUUUUGGGUAGCGAGAGCUUUUGCUACUUUAGAUUUACCAGAUUUUUGGACAGAAAUUUACGAUGAAGAAGAAGAGCAGAUAGUUUAUGUGAAUUAGCUUACAAAUUUCCAUUUUAACAUUCACCCCAGUAUAGUUUUUAUUUAGAAAAUUAUAACUGAGUAUAAAAGGAAAAGAGACUAAGAAGCAAUGAAGAGAGCUCAAUAAACAUUUGCAUUUAAACAUAAAAGUUAUUUAUUUACUGCUGAGUAUCCAAAAACAGCUCAAAAUGAUAUUAUUAACAAAAAAGAUGCUUUGUAUUAUGACUAAAUGCAUAAUUUAAAUAACACAACUUUUUAAGAGGAUUUAAAUAUGAUAUUCGAAAACAGAAUGGGAAUUCAGUAUUCUGUUAAUCUUACAAAAUUGCACCAAAAACUGGAUAAAAUUAACCUCUAUAGAGGUGAUCAAACAACUGUUCCCAUAAAGAAUAAACUUGAAUAUAUUUCAAAUACUUUAAAUAACAUCAAAAGAAAAGAAAAUAAACAAAUUGCACCAAUCAAUCCUUACUUCGACGACAUUUACUUCUACGUAGACACAGAGCAAGAAGUGGCAGAAAAUAAGAUAUUCUCAGAAACAGAUAUAAGUAAAUCAAAAAGAAAUAAAGGUAAACACAAAAGAUCAAACUCUAAUUUAUCUGAUUAACACAUGCUCGUUUUAAGUAGAGAGCUCGGAUUAAAUUUCCCUGAAGAUAUUCAUGUAUUAAUUCUUGUACAUGAAUUUAUUGAAACUAAAGAAUAAUUAAAUAAUGAAUGGAGAUUUCGCCAUACAAAUAAGAAUACUUUUUACUGGUUUCAUAGAAAAGAUUAAAAAUGCCAAAUAAAAUACCCAUACCUCUAAGAACUCAAAGACAUAGUCUAACUCUUUUAGCACUCUUUAAAGAAGGACAUUCAAAAGAUUAAAAUUAACAAAGACAAUUUGAAGUAUUUGAGUAUGUUCAAAAGCUCAAAGCAAGUGGUUCUCUCUAAAAUAAAGCAAGAAUCAAGAGAUUUUGUUAAAAAAUACAUGGCAUACAACAGCUAAUCAAAAAAGAAUGAUAAAAAACUAAAUAUGGAUAACAAUGAUGAAAUGCUAACAUUAUCGUCUUCAGAAGAUGAAAAAGCUUUGUAAGUUGACAAAAAGAUGCAAAAAUUAGAUGCAAAAACAGAUGGAUAUCAAUUAAAACACGUGAUGAAUGUCUUAAGAAAUAAAUCUUAAAUCACUGAAUAAGACAUCAAAGAGAAGGUUCUUUUCAAUUGGCCACUCAAGUUUAUAUACAAAGAACAUAAAAUAGAAGACCUGAAUUAGACAAAAGAAAAAACCAGUAAUGUAAAAGAAAAGAAGAUUGGAAUGAAUUUAAAAGAAAAUUAAAAAAACGCUCUCAAAAAGCUAAAGGCUAUGACAAAAGUAGUUGGGCUAACUAAAUCAUCCACUGAGAGUCUUACUGAUCUCUCUAAAAAGCAAUCAAUAAUUUCAUCAGCAACUACAAUUUCAAUAGGCUAAAAACCAAACUCUAGCACUUCUUUAGGAUCUGCAUCAGCUAUUAGCAAAAACUUAGUCAGAUAAAAUACAAAUAAAAAAUAAUACCCUCCAACUUCAUAUCAAAUUAUGCAAAAUCCUGGAUAUUUUUCUGGUAAAACUAGUCAAGAAUACUAUAGAUUCUUUAGCGAUUCUAGUCGAAGCAGCAGUAGCAGUAGUAACAACAGCAGUCGUUCUAGUAGCGAUUCAGCUAAGAAUUCCCAAUCUAAUUUAGAUAGCUCAUAAAGUAGCUUAUUCAAAUUUUUUAAAUCUAAUAAUGAACCUCAAGUUCCAGAUUCAUCGAUUUUAGAAUAGCUAGUAUAAUUGCAAGGACUUCCUACCUAAAAUGAUAAUGAUUAAGAUUAAAAAAAUCAACUUAAUGUAAGAUUUGAAGAUGAAGCUUAAGCAGAUUAAAAGGAAUAAGAUGCAUCAAAUUAGAAUAAUUAAGCCACUGAUUCACAGUAAGAACAAGAAGCUAAUGAAUAUACAUAUUAAAAAUAAGUUGAAUUUGAUGACACUAUUAACUCAACUUAAAUCAACAAUGAUUCAACUCAGGUUGAUAUUAGCUAGGAUUAGAGCAAAAGUAAGGAUAAGAAGCAUGGUAAAUCUGGGUCUAAAAAAUAAUAACGCUCUAUUAGUAGCAAAAAGUCUUACACAAAGUCACCUUUGAAAGAUGGAAAAAAAAAAUCAAAAAAACCAUCAAUAUCUCCUAACAAAAGUGGAUAAUUUAGUGUCCAUAAUUAAUAGUUAUAUUAGUAAAAUUAAAAUAAUUUAUAACUAAAUUCAAAAUAAAUAGGAAAUCAAAAACAAGUAAAAAAAGGCUCAGAGGUAAAUAAUAAAAAUUAACCCAUUUCUAAGCUCCAAAAUGCUGCCAGUAUGAUUUCUAAAGUAGUUUCAAUUACAAAGCCAUCUUAAGAAUAAGAUAAAAAUAAAGUAAAUAACUAGAAUUAAUAAGGUUAGUCUUUUAUUAGACUAUAAGAAACUCCAAAGGAUUAGCCUAAAUAGUAAUCGUAAUAAUAACAAUUGUAAAAAGAACUUACAAUUAAAAAAGAUAAUGAAAAUUAAAUAGGUGGUAAAGACUAAAAAUAAGAAAUAGCCAAUCAAAAAUAAAAUGAACAAUAAGUUAACAAAUAAGAACCAGAUUAACAAUCUGUGCCAUUAGUUGAUUAAAAGUAGGAUUAAAUAAAUGAAAAAACUCAAGAUUAAUAAAAUUUACAGUAAUAAGAAAUAGUCUAAAAAUAAUAAGAAUAAGUAGAACAAAAUACUGAAAUCAAGAAUUUAUAAAACGAUCAAAUAAAAGAUUAAUCAACUGAAUAAAAUAAUGAAAAAGAAAAUUAAAAUACUGAAAUAUAAAAAGCAUAAACAAAUGAAACAUAAUCUUUAGAAAAUUAGCAAGAACCAAAAACUGAACCAUAAACUGAAGUGCCUAAAAUAGAUCUAGAAAAAUUAGAAAAUUUUUCUUAAAAUUAAAAUGAGUAACAAAAUUAACCAUAAAAUAUUCCUGAUCAAGCUAAUACUCCGAUACCUGACUAAAAUUAAAUAUCAUCUUAAAAAGAAAAAGAAGAAUAAACAAAAGUUGAAAUUAGCAGUCCGUAAAGGAAUUUUUCAUCUCCUAUUAUGUCUCCUUAAAGAAUCUCUUCAAGAUAAUCAUUUCUUAAAAAAGUAGAAGAGCCUUUAAAACUAGACUCUGAUCCUCAAACACCUAAAAAAUCAGGUGAUGGAUCUCCAACUCCAAAAAGUGUAAAUUAAAGGAGAGGGAGUUUUAGAUGGAAUAGAAACGAAUAGAGGAAAAGUGAAAGCCAUAUUGAAUAGCAAAAAAUUGCUCAAGCAAAACUAUAAGAGGAAAAAAAACUUUCAAAAAAAUAGGAAGGUGAUAAAAUAGAAGAUUCAUAUAAAAGUUUAUUUUAAAAGCAUUUCAAAGUUAAGGCUAAACAAAUGAAUUUACUGUAACCUAAGAUAAAUAUUUAAGAGUCUGUUUUGAGUAAAUACAUAAAUUAAUAAGAUGUUAUUAGCGAAGAUGCAUAAGAAGAUGUAUUAGAUAGAGAUAGUGAUGAUGAAAAGAGUAACAACUGGCUUUACACAAAUCAAUUUAAAAAUUUUAUGGCAUAGCAAAAUAAAAGAGGAGUCAUAGUAUAAAACAAAAGAACCAAUAUCAUGAUUCCUCUCAAUUAGACUGUAGGCAGUAUUUAUCAUUAGGCAAAAACAGGGUCUUUUAUUUAGAAUAUUAAGCUUUCAGGGAUAGAUGUUCAUCAUACUAGUCAUACUGUAAGAAGAGAAAGUAAUCCUGUUUAUCUUUAUCCUGAAUUGAAGAACUAAUAAGCCUAUUUAAACCACUAACUUAGAAAUUAAUUUUAUCAAGCAACUAUAUAACAGUAAAAGAUCAAAGAAGAAAUUCUUUUUGUCGAUUAAUUUAAUUCAAACUUUAUUAUGAAACAACAAGGAUUAGAUUAAGACAAAUAAGCUGAGGUUAUCCACAAAAAAAAUGAAAAAAGUUUAGAGAAGUCUAGCAAUGAUAACAAUCAAAAAAAUAAAAUUAAUCAAAUUAUUGAAAAAAAAGGCACAAUUUUCCCAACAUUAUAAUAACCAACUAAAAAGCUUGUUCCACAUAUAACUCAUAAAGUUAGACUUAUCAAGACAACUUCUAACUUUAAUUUCAAAUAAAAUAGGAGUCUUUCUCCCAAGACAGAGUCUUUAUAAAAUAAUGUUGUGACUUAAGAUAACAUAAACUCACCAAGCAGAAAAUAGACCUAAGAUUUUAGCAGAAAAUAAACUCAAGAAUUUGGCAGAAAGCUUACUCAUGAAAUUACCAGCUAAUAAGCUUAAGAAUUAGGUAGAGGUUCUGGAAUAAAUAAAGCUUUUAGUCCUAAAAAGUCUAUAGAUUAUGUUUUAAAGAUAUCUCGUUAACAGUCAAUGGCAUCAGAUGGUUCAUCACCGAAAAAUCAAAGAAUGCUAGAGAGUAGCAGUCCUAGAAAGAAGCAAAGUAGCGUAUUCAAUAAUUUAGACAGUACUGCAAACAAUAAAAGAAAUAGCUCUAGAUUAGAAAAUAUUUUUUAGAAAGGAAACGUUAAAGAAAAUGAAUAAUCAGAUAUUGUUCCAGUAGAAUCUUAAGCAAUUAUUUUAAAUGAAGAAAACUUUAAGACCUAAAUUGAAAACAUUAGUAAGUAUUAAGAUGACUACAGUAACUUUAAAAUUAAAUAAAUGCUUAGCAAUCUCUUGAAAAAAAUGCCUUAUGUCAAGGUUGAUUUCCAAAAUUAAAUAAUAAAUAAACUUAAAAGCAUACCUGACAACCCAAACAAAAAACUUAAUUCUUACAGAGUUUUCCAAGUCGAAGCACAAUCUCAUUUGGAAUUAAUUAAGCUCAAAUACCUCAAAAAGAAAUUAGAUUUAAUAGCAUUCGAUUUUAUCAUGUCUAAUUUGCGUAUUCCGAAAGAAGCUAAAAAAACUAUUUACGAUUCUGAGCUUUUGAAAUCAAGAAUGUAUAGGAAAUUCAGGAAUUUCUUCAGAGAUAUUAGGACUUAUUUGAUUAGCUUGUAAGAUAUAUUUUAAAAUUUGCAGAGAAUGAUUAUAGAUUCUAAGUUUGAGUGGAAGAUAUUACCAAAGCUUUACGGGAUAAUGACACAGAAAUUUCAAAGGCAAAUUGCUAAAAUUAAUAAAGAGAAUAUUUUUGAAAAAAUAGUUCUUCAUUAUGAAAAGAAAAAGCUUAAAUAGCUCUUAGGUGAGUAAGAAUAAAAUAAAUUAUAAUAAAACGAAAAUAAGAAUUAAGAUGAAGAGUUAGCUGAUGAAAUUAUGCUUAGUGAUGUUGAAAGCGAUCCAGAAGAUUAAAAUGAUCUAAAUCCAUUUAGCUAACAGUUUACCUUGGUAUCAUCUAAGGUUUUAAAUAAAAUGAUUAAAGACCAAAAGAAGAAGCAAAGAAAGAGAUAAAAGCUCAUUAAGAAACUUGAAAAAGGAUUGCUGCAAAAAGCUGAUUCUGAUGAAGAAUAAGAAUAUGCAGAGAAUAUUAAAAUUUACAAACAAAUUUAACAAGCAAAAACUGAAGAUGAUGAAGCAAAAAAUAAUGAACAAAUUUAAGAAAGAGAAGAAAAUGCUAUCUUAAAAAAAGUAGAGUAAAAGAAAAAUAUAGUUCACAUUGAUCAACUAAGAAAAGAAAUUGAGAGACAAACAGAAAAAUAGAAACAGAAAGAAAUUAAAAAGCAAAAGAAAAAAAUGAUGGAGGAGCAAGAUGAAGAAGAUGAAGAGGACGAAGAAUAUGAUGAUUUUGAUGGAGAAAAUAAGAAAAAGAAAAAAGGAUAGGAUGAAGAUGACUCUAAAUAUAAUAGUGAAAGCUCAGAUAACGAAUCUUCUUAUUUCUCAACAGAAAGCUCAAACUCAGAUCUAGAUUCUAAAGGAGAAGAAAUGUAUGAAGAAAAUCAAAGAAUUAACCUAUUAUUAAAGGUAUUCGAUGAUCCAAAGUACAUCUUCUUAUUCUAGUAAUUCCUUUAAAACUAAGAAAAAAUUACUCAGCUAGAGGAGUCGAAUCAAAUUUGGAAACUGCUGACUAAUUAAUUGGGGCAUAUACAUACUAUGUUCAGAGAUAGUGUUAAAAGAGUAGAGAUUUUUUUAGAUUAUGGAAUGGCAACAAGUGAUUUAGAUAAAAUGAUAAAAAGACUAAAAAUAGAUAUCAACAGGGAAGGUGAUUUGAUUUGGAUAGCCUAUUUUUAUUGUGGUGUGCUCCUAAGAUAUAGCUCUAAUUUUAGUAACGAUGUUUUAUAGGCUAUAUUACAAUCAGAGGAAUAGAAUGACUAUGAUUCUUUUUUUAUGGAAAUGCUAGAUUUGAAUAGAGUAAAAAGAUAGUUUGUUAUGAUAGAAAUGAACUCAAAAAAUAUUAAUGAUUAUCUUAUUUACUCUCAGUGGUUUAAAUUCUACAACAAUAAAAGUGGUUAAAUGUUUUUCUAUAACCCAAUGCUCAAAAAGAAAGUGUCUAGCUUAAGCUAGAAGAUUUUCACAAUGCAAGAGCACUUCAAGGCAAUAGAUAAAUAUAAGUUUAUAGAAAUGAUUGACUUUAUUAUGAAUAAAAUUAAAGAUGAAGAAGAAAAAGAUCUCGCUAUGCAAUUUAGUUAAUUUUUUAAACAGCAACCAAUGGAUAGCAAGUUCAACGAGUCAACAAACCGCGAAAAGAAAAGUAUUUUACACUAUAAAUCUAAAUCCUAAAUUAGAGGAUCUAUUAGAGGAUUUAUAGAUUCAAAUCCCAAUUUAUAAAAUUCUAUUUAAAAAUUCAUUUAUGACUAAAAUAAAUAAAUUUUUUGA
Messenger RNA from Tetrahymena thermophila SB210, 9051 nucleotides. Its product is annotated as WW domain protein. The transcript is spliced from 11 exons. The record is from RefSeq and is a predicted model, not a curated record. NCBI's taxonomy places the organism in Eukaryota, Ciliophora, Oligohymenophorea, Hymenostomatida, Tetrahymenidae.